Messenger RNA from Gymnodraco acuticeps, 6468 nucleotides. It is a transcript of the gene smcr8a, whose product is annotated as Smith-Magenis syndrome chromosome region, candidate 8a. The record is from RefSeq and is a predicted model, not a curated record. Gene Ontology annotation, cellular component: guanyl-nucleotide exchange factor complex. Gene Ontology annotation, molecular function: GTPase activator activity. NCBI's taxonomy places the organism in Eukaryota, Metazoa, Chordata, Actinopteri, Perciformes, Bathydraconidae.
CCUGACAAGACUACAACCAGCUGGGUAAACAUGGCGUCUGUCUCUGGAUGUGAAAAUUACAUGUAGCGCUACAGGCUGUUAGCGGUGUGUGUGUGUCGCUCAGACGUCUCGCUUUUUAGCCCAAAACACAGAAACGUGGUGGAGACUACGCAUGAAGAAAUUAAGCUGAAAGAAGAGAGGUGCUUCAAUGAUGCUGCUGUGAAGAAAAAAUUCUCUCUGAUCAUCAUGAAGGGUCUGACGCCAGCACGGAGCCUCUGAUUGGCGAAGGAUAAUUGCUUUUGUUAACAGAUAUUAGUAUUUAAUGUGGAGGAGGCUACGUUGAAUUGAUUUGAGACAUAUCAAGGAUCUUGGACUCUCUUUAGCAGGGGCGCAGUUGGAUUUGUUGGGCCCACUAUGCUGUGGGACCCCCUUUUUUAAAAUGGUAUAAUCCACUUGCUUUUUCCUUUUCUUAGUCUGGGAAUCUCCAGGUUAUUUUAACCUCACUGACAGGCAGAAUGGUCCACCUGACAGCUGGUUUAUGACUUUUUAACUGUGCUGUGUGUUGUGCUUCUGACUGGUUUGAUGAUACAUUCAAGCCUUCAGCUGUUACUCUAAGGGACUUUUAUUUUUUUUACCUCGUUUACUAAUUUGCGUUGUGCCUUUGUAGUCAUCUUUGCUGGACGCCUGUUUCAAGGGAGAGUAGUCACAGUACUAAAUGAUCCCCAAUUGUAGAAAUUGUGUCUAACAAUGGACUGAUGAAUAUCUAAACUCUUGGAGAUUACUUUGUUACCCUGGCCAGUUUUAUUGAAAUCAACAUUUCUUGAUCUUCUGAGAUCUCUUUUUAGUGAGUCAUGUCAGCAGACCCAUCUUGUGGAUAGCAAAUACAAAUAUUUGAGUGAUUAUUAUAGGUCAAAAUAUCCUCAAACAACACCUCUAGUCCUUUCCUUUCUCUAGGAAUCUCUUACAGGCAGAAUGGUCCACCUGACAGCUGGUUUAUGACUCUUUCCUGUGCUGCUCUGUGUUUUCUCAUGCCUUGCUCAUCAACACAACUAUGAUAGGCUCACCUGACGUGGUGGCUUUCACUAAAGAGGAUGAUUUUGGGCAGGCAGAUCCCGACCCCUGGGCCAUCCCCGAGGAGUUUUCUGUCCCUCUAUCUCCAAUCUCUGACUCCAACCCCUGGGCUAAAACCUCCUACGCCAAGUUCACCAAAGACUUCAUCCUCAUCUCCGAGUUCUCCGAGCAGGUCGGCCCUCAGCCUCUCCUCACCAUCCCCGAAGACCCCAAAGUCUGCGGCACCUUCGACCUCAACUACUUCUCCCUGCGCAUCAUGUCGGUGGACUACCAAGCCUCCUUUGUGGGGCAUCCGCCCGGCAGUGGGUACCCGAGGCUCAGCUUUGUGGAGGACUCCAGGGUGGUGCUGGGAGACUCAAAGGAAGGAGCGUUUGCAUACGUCCAUCACCUCACGCUUUACGACCUGGAGGCGAGGGGCUUCGUGCGACCGUUCUGCAUGGCGUACGUCUCGGCUGACGAGAGGAAAAUCAUGCUGCAGUUUCAGGAGCUUUCCCUCCGCUUCUCUCAGGCGUCCGAGUGUCUGAAGGCUGGGAACAGGAGGGCGUUUGCCAAGGAGCUCCAGAGGAAGCUGCGGGAUCUGGAGUACACUCACUCGGUGCUGCAGAGGGAGGAGGGUCUGCAGAGAGAGGCUGGGACUCAGCGCAUGUACUCCGCUCACGCUGUGGAGAAAGCCAACGAGCUCGCUAACGUGGAAAAAAGCAUCUACGAACACCGAGACCUGCUUAGACAGAUCAGCUCCUACAAUAAACGUCCGCGCCGAGACCCUCAAGCCGUCAGCUGCCAGAGGUGCAUCAACGAGUGCUUGAUCGAAUGCGAGCAGCUGAUAGACAAAUAUGCAAAGCUUGCCAGGCCUUUUAGCUACAAUGACAAAGAUGAAACGGGGCAGGCCAUCGAUGCUGGAGGUGACGAAGAAGGGGAUGAUGAAGGCGUUAAGCGAAGGCCGUCCUACACGCCACAGCUGAUCAAAGCCAAGUCUGCAAAGUGUUUCGACAAACGCCUGAAGACCCUGCCGGAGCUGUGCGACGUUACUUUCUACGACGCCACCGUGACGCUCCUGAAGGACACGGAGAAGGGUUUCCGGGGGGAUCUUUGCUACCUUCACACACAACGCCUGGACAAGGCACUACGCAGGAAACAGAGAGUUACCAACUUCCUGUUUGAGGAGGACCUCGGGGAUGACGAUGAAGAGGAUGAAAGGGGGACCCUGAGACCAUUCUGUGCUGUGAACCAUGCUGUAGAUAACGAUACUCCUUUAAAUCCACCUCAUAUUGUGCUUGGAACAGAACCUCUAGUGUUGGAUGAUCUGGAGCCUCCGGAUCCUCUCAACCCCGGCCAUACUUCAGAGACCGAACCUGGGCUUGUGGAGAGCCAUCUGGAGUCCUCCCCUUCAGAUCAAACUCUGGAGACUCAAGGGAGCUCAGAAGGGAACAAAGGAAGCUUCAGCAGCGAUAAGAGCGGACUGGAUCUCGCAGAGAAGCAACUGAAUCGGGCUAAAUCACAAGCUCCUGAUCCUGAUUGUGAACUGACCAAUGAACCGGACAUGGAGAGGGAAAGCAGCAGCGAAGAUUUGGAGACAACCGCUGGGGAUGAUGAUGGAGACGGGACUCCUGUGUCACUUCUGGAGGUUGUGUCCGAGCUGGAGGCCAGCAGAGAAGACGAGUGUGAAGUAAUAACUGACGGGGCUUCGGAUAUAUUGAUUCCUUUGGACUCUGCUUGCUGUAUGGCCCAGGAGGGUUUCCUUUACGAAGCUUCUCCAGCAGAGAGAACUCCUUGUGUUGGCCAAAGCUCCAACUCGCAAUCCCCAGUUGUCAACCAGGAGCCUCAGGCCCUUCUCCCCCUCCAGAACGACUACACGGUGGGUUCUCCGGGCUCAGAAAGCCCCGCCACUGGACUGGAGUUGCCUGUUGGGCUCCUCGGAGAUGCCGUUUCCCGAACCUCAUUGGAGGAAGGGUCAGACUGUACCAUGAGUGCUUCUACAGGGUCCGAUCGGGCUGCUUCACCUCUUGGCUACGGGGGAGUUGUGACCCUGCGCCAGAGGAAGAAGGCCGGACAAGGAGCGCUGAAGUUUGUGCGGCAGUAUCCGUUUGCCAUGCAGGCGCUGUGGUGUCUGCUGAGCGGCCGCACGCUGGUGGUGCUCGGGGCCGACGAGGGGAGGGUCCGCCGGCUCGUUUCUGCUCUCGCUCUCUUUGUGCCGGCGCCGGGGAAAUGUGGCGAGAGAGUUCAAGCCUGGCUGUCCUGUCCCUUCACCCUCACCGACCUGCAGAGGUGGAAACUCAUUGGCUUACAAAGAGUGGCGUCCCCUGUCGGCUCCAGCAUGCUUUACUCUCUGUCGCGCUACAGCCGCUACAUCUCCAUCCUGGACGUCGACCAGAAAACGCUGCGCUGUCCUCCGUACCGAGGCCAGCUGCUUGCCAACAUCGCCGACCAUCGCACCUCCAUCCGCCGCGGCUCCACCUUCUUCCUCCACCUGCAGAGCACGCUGUGUGAGAUGGCAGCCAAGGCCUUCCUGUUGACCUUCACCCACCACCUGCACCUCCCCGUCAGCUGCACCGAGGGGCCGGAGGGGGUGGAGGGCCGGCGCCGCUGCUUCCUGCAGGGACAGCUGGGUCUGGGGCACCAGGACAGCCAGAUCCUGCUCUACCUCAGCCAGCUCGUCACGCAGCACUACCUGCAACCCGCCACCGGGGGCAGCGCAGCGGCAACCAGCUUCACCUUCAACUACACCACCAGCGUUUUAUACAAAAUCUGAUUUGAACCUGAGGAUUCCCACAUAUAGUUUUAGCAAAUAUCAUCAUUGACUCUUUGUUUUUAAAUGGACCAAAUGAGGAUUUUAAAGAGGGCCAGGAAGAACUCUUAAAUGGUUUUCGUUUAAUUUAGUGUUUAAUCUGUCUUUCUCUCUGCCUUGCUGUCUUUUUGUCUUGUCGUCCUUCUUCCUCAACGGGAAGGAAAACGGAGACAGUUGUGAAUGUCAGUGAGCAUUUGUUUAGCAAAUAUCAUCGUCGACUCUUUGUUUUUAAAUGGACCAAAGGAUAAUUUUAAAGAGAGCCACGCUCAGUUUUAUUUCCAGGAAAACCUCUUAAAUAGUUAUCGUUUUAUUUAGUGUGUAAGCUGUCUUUCUCUCUGCCUUGCUGUCUUUUUGUCUUGUCGUCCUUCUUCCUCUACGGGGAGGAAAACGGAGACAGUUGUGAAUGUCAGUGAGCAUUUUGUCUGUAUUUGGUCCAGAACACAAUCACAAACCAAACACAGCAAAUGAAGGUCAGUCGUACUUAUUGUCAUUGUGUGUUUUAAUGGAAAUGUUACUUGCGCUGGCUUGUUUAGGGUCAGUUCCGCCCUUUCUCCUCACCACACACACACACACACACACACACACACACACACACACACACACACACACACACACACACACACACACACACACACACACACACACACACACACACACACACACACACACACACACCACACACACACACACACACUCUGUGUUAGCUAACCACAGCUCUGUGUUGACAUCCACCAAUCACAGUUGACAGCUAUGAUAAUCUUAGCUAUGUAUUUUAAGGAUUACUGCAACAUUCUCACGUACGCUGACAUUAUCUGCCCGUGAAAUCUUAUCAACAGGCUUAUCACAGCUGGUUUUGUGACAUGCCUCUCUUCCAAAUCAACCUCCUGAAGCCUAUUCCUUUUUUAUAUUUCUUUUAUGAGCCAAUUUCAAACGCACAUUCCUGCAGCAAUCUUCAUUUUAUAUCCAAAUAGAGACACAAUGUUGGAUGUAAGCUGAGUGGAUUUGUGGGCAUGGAUUAAACAUUCCUUACCUUAAAUUGGUGAUGCAUGAGAAAGUAAUAUGUGCUGCGUGAACUACACACGGAGAGCCCCAUGUGAUAUUUGCAUGUCCGGAAAUCAUACUCACCCAUGUUGGGCCGGUGUCACUAUUAAGAGCUCGCGGAGCAUUUUCAUGGAUAUUACUCACACCGUGCAGGAAAUGUACUCAAACCUAAAUGUAGUGAAUUUCACUGUUGUCUUAAAAGUUGUCUGAGAGUGUUGUGGUGUCAGCAUGAGACUGUCUUGUGCUCGGGUGAAUCACCGUGUUGAUAAUAUUUCUGUUUCGUUGUAAUUGGAUGAAGAUGCUGAAAGAGUUUGAGGUGACGGGGAUGAUGUUCUACAGAGUUUAUUAUAGGGGAAAGAAUGAUUUCCUGUGCCAUCGAAAACGAGCUAACUUGAAUUAGGACAGCUGCCUAUUAUUUAUUUUUCUUCUGAGCAGCCAUUGCUGGAUGUGUGAUAGGAAACAAAACGUGUGUGUAUUUAUUGCUUUAGGACAAAUUUGGAUUAUGACCAUCAUGAUAAGUACGCUUCGAUUUUCUCUUCGCAUUCUGGAGAAAAAAAGGAAAUCUUUUACAGGCCUUAUUAUGCUUUUUGGGGUUUUCCCUUUCCUCUAGUGUGCUACAAGGGUUUUUAGUGCAUGUAAAUGGUAAAGGCUAAAUUCCCAAAAUGUCUCUCCCACACACUCCGCCCUCUGCCUGAAACACCUCCGUUGGACUCCUAUUGUUUACUUCCGUGACAUAUUGACACGGAAGUAUCACUAUCUAACAUUCGUGCUCCCAGUGGCUCCAACAUAUUGAAUGUGAUAGGCUAAGGGGCGGGACAUAUCUUAGUAUUUGACCAAUCACAUCCGAGCUGGCCAACUAACCAAUCAGAGCAGACUGGGCUCUGGUUUCAGACAGAGGGUGAAAAGAGGUGCUGCAGCACAGGCAGUAUGUCACAGGAGAGGAACUAAAUACAAAUAUUAACCAGAAAAUCAGCAUAAUAGGGCCCCUUUAAGUUUCUGCCACAUCGGCCAGUUUAACACUUAAGAAGCGUAUCGAUGGUAUUUCCAGAUUUGACUAAUUCUGUGGCGUCAGUAUUGGAGAUGUAAUUCCGUAUCUUAGAAUGGUAAAUGUACUUGUGACUGCAUGGUCAGACGUUUAUUGUGAAAGGUCAAAAGAACGUGGCAUCGCGGCUGCUGCCCUUCCUGCUUCGAAAAGACACUUUUUAAUUUGAACUCACAGCAACCUUACAUUUUUAACUCUAAUGUAAUAUUUCAGUUUAAUGCUCAAUAUUUUUUUUGCCAAGUGAUGUAUUUUUAAUAUUUCUUUAAUGCUUGAAUAACACAUUUUACUGCUAUUUUUUUUAAAGUUUCCUCCCUAUAAUGCAAAAAGGUGAAUGUAAUCUGAUAAGCCAUACCACAGUGUGCUUAACACGUCGUCACUCAGUGUCCUUAUGUUGCCAUGUCAUGCCCACCUUUUGUAUCAUCACGAGGGGGUGUCGUGCUCACUUGAGGCGGCGUUGAUGCCAUUGAUCUGACUAAAGCACGUUGUGAAUGUCUUUGCCGCUUAAUGUAAAUGUUGAUAUUCAUUUAUCCCAUUAAAUUAUUUGAAUCCA